Messenger RNA from Parastagonospora nodorum SN15, 2013 nucleotides. RefSeq lists its product as hypothetical. The transcript is spliced from 3 exons. NCBI's taxonomy places the organism in Eukaryota, Fungi, Ascomycota, Dothideomycetes, Pleosporales, Phaeosphaeriaceae. Gene Ontology annotation, molecular function: calcium ion binding; superoxide-generating NAD(P)H oxidase activity. Gene Ontology annotation, cellular component: NADPH oxidase complex; plasma membrane. The coding region runs from base 1 to 1965 and encodes 654 amino acids. Gene Ontology annotation, biological process: superoxide anion generation; defense response. The record is from RefSeq and is a predicted model, not a curated record.
AUGGCUCAGCAGCAGUACCUCACCGACGAAGAGAUCAAGAAAUUCAUUGACGACCUAGACCACGACAGCAAUGGAACUAUCGACUACUGGGAGUUGGAGCGCAUGCUCGACAAGGUACACAAGGAGAUAGCACCGAAAGCUCAACCACAUCACCUUCAUCAUGCAUCAAGAGAUGACGAAGAUCGACACGAAUUUCUGCGAAGUGUCAUUGGCACACGAGAAGAUCGCAUCAAACGCGAUCAAUUCGCCGAAUGCGUGAAGAAGUGGGAAAUUCCAUCGCUAGAACAGGAUCGAAAGGAAGCAAAAGAGGAGGAUGAUUACCUCAAGCAGAUGUCAAUCUACCGACGAGCACGCGCGUACUGGGCUGUCAAAGGGCCCGAGAUUGCAUUUAUGGCACUGGUUGGGUCUUUCAUGACCGCCUUUGGAGUCUGGCAAUUCGUCAAAUACCUUACAUCACCACAGUACACACCAGCGUUCGGAUGGGGCGCAGUUCUGGCGAAAACAUGCGCGGGAGUACUCUACCCGACAUUCUUUUUCCUGAUUCUCUCCAUGUCCCGAUGGCUUGCGACGUUCCUCAGGAGAUUCUACUUCAUCUCACGCUUCGUCAACUGGGAUCUUUCGCAGUCCUUUCACAUCAAGAUGUCGAUUGCCGCUCUUUUCUUUGCUACCCUGCACGCUAUCGGCCAUCUGAGUGGCUCUUUCGUCUUUGGCAGCAUGGCUAGCAGGCAGAAUGCCGUCGCCAAUGUGAUCGGACAGGACAUGGUCCCAAGGCGAUAUGUCGACUACGUGCGGUCGCUGCCAGGCUGGAGCGGUCUGACUGCUCUCAGCUGUUUCUACUUGCUCACCGCCAUGAGCAUGCCUCAGGUUCGAAAGUGGAGCUACGAGGUCUUUCAACUUGGCCAUCUUCUCAUGUUCCCUAUCAUUGGUCUAAUGAUGGCGCACGGUACCGCUGGACUUCUUCAAUGGCCAAUGUUCGGAUACUGGCUCGCCUUUCCUACGCUACUUGUCAUCUUCGAACGCAGUUGGCGCACCAUCUCAGGGUUCCGUCCAAUCGAAGCUGAUCUUGAACUUCUCGACAAGGAGACUGUUGUAAUUACAGCUGAAGUUCCCAAGACACUAUCGACAUGUAUCAACAAUCGCAUGCAAGUCCACAUCAAGGCCGAUGGCGACUGGACUAACCAGCUGCGCGACUUGGCACAGAAGGAGAAGAAAUCGAAGAUCAAGAUUGGCCUUGAUGGACCCUUUGGCGCACCAGCACAGCGAUUCUAUGACUUUGAAUACAGCAUGGUCUUUGGUGCCGGCAUUGGUGUAACGCCGUUCUCUGGUGUCCUAACCGACCUACAAUACCAUGAACUCGAACGCAGCAGAACUGCCGACCAAUCACCUGAGUCCUCCGAUAGCACAUCAGUCAAGACUUCCCCGUAUGAAGAUCACCGACGUGUCGACUUCCAUUGGAUGGUCCGCGACAGGAACAAUCUUAUGUGGUUUUCCGAUCUCCUCAACGAAGUGUCCCGCGCCCAGGAUCUGGACAGUUCACACCUUGAUAUCCGCGUUCAAACAUACGUAACGCAAAAACGGAAGAACAUCUCCCAACAUGUCUUUCGAUGGCUACUGGAGAAACAUCGCACAGAUGACCACCCCUACUCGCCUAUCACUGGUCUCGUUAAUCCCACGCACUUUGGUCGACCGGAUAUCCGAGGUAUCAUGGAGCAACACUACAGCGAUAUGUGCAAAGUGCUUGCGGAGAAGACAUCAUCGACCAACGAGAAGCCCAAUGGAGGACGGCGGAUGAGCAAGAUUCGAAGAACGAGUAUGGUCGAUGAUGAAGUCAAGAUUGGGGUGUUCUUCUGCGGACCGCCGGUUAUCGGUCAGCAGUUGGCGGAUCAGUGUAGUCAGAUGACUGCAAAGGCGAGGAAUGAGGGGAGGAAGAUUGAGUAUAGGUUUAUGAUUGAGGUGUUUGGUUAAUGUGCGAUGAUAGUCUAGUUUCAAUUCAAGCGAUGUGCGAGGAAUGCA